Molecule: messenger RNA, 666 nt
Organism: Aegilops tauschii subsp. strangulata
Lineage: Eukaryota; Viridiplantae; Streptophyta; Magnoliopsida; Poales; Poaceae
Product: ethylene-responsive transcription factor ERF061-like
Biological process (GO): regulation of DNA-templated transcription
Molecular function (GO): DNA binding; DNA-binding transcription factor activity
Source: RefSeq, a predicted model, not a curated record
AUGUCGCCGCCCUGGUUUUGGUGCUCCAGCGCGCGGGAAAAAAUUGGCCUAGCGCGCACUGGUUUUGGCGCGCCGCGUCCGGCGCGCGUUAUAAGAAGGCGUUCCCUCCACACACUGUCCGCCGCCCACUCGCCUCGCCGCCUCUGCACCACCAUGUCGAUGGGCCGCCUGGGCGCUUCGGAUUUUCACGGAGUCCGCGAACGCCGCUCCGGCGACUUCUCCUCCGAAAUCUGGUUUGGCGAAAAACGCCUCAGUCUCGGCACCUUUGACACCGCAGAGGAGGCGGCCCGCGCGUACGACGCGGCGGCGUGGCGCCUCCGGCGGCCUUAUCGGGAGAUGAAUUAUCCCGACGUGUCGACGAGCCAACAGGCGCAAGAUCUCGCGCCUCUCCCGCGGCUUUUCACCAACGAGGAUCGUCGUGACAACCGGAGGCGGCAGCGUCGACUCGCCAUCGCCGAGAUGGACGAGGAAGCCAUGGCAGUGUGGCGCGAACGCUUCCCGCAGGACAUCGUCAAUGAGCGCCAGUUCUACAAGCAACUGAGGACGGAGAGAGAGGCGAGGAAGACAGAGCGAGCCGCCUAUCGGGAGGACAAGCGUGCGCGGAAGCAAGCCGCUCAAUUGAACAUGAAGCUAGGAGAAUCGUCGGUCCUGGGACUCCGAGGAUGA